CAUCAUCGCCCAGCACUUCUCUCCCCUCCCCUCUCCUCUCUCCUCACCCAUACAGCAUACCGCCAGACCUGGCCGGCCCAGCUGGUCUGCUUGCCCUUUGGUCGUCUCGUGUCCUUAUAGUCCAGCCGUGGGAACUUAGAAUCCUCCGCUACUACGAACCGCCAUCGUCGCCUUCUUCGUCCCCGUCGCCACCUCACUCGUACGUGAGAACUUGGGACAAGCUGGGAUAAGAGAAACUGUACACCGAAAAGAGGAAAAGGAAGAAGGCAAGAAAAAGACGAGAUGUCCCGCAAAGGCGUCGGCCUCGCGGCCUUCGACCGGUCGCGCCUGACCUCGGCGCAGUUCGCCUCGCACGGCAGCUCGCUGCGCAGCAACGACGCGCAGGCGCUCGAGACGCAGCUCUCGGUGUUCCGGUCGCUGCUGCAGCAGUUCGCGCAGACGCACGCCAAGGACAUCCGGUCGGACCCGUCGUUCCGCGCGCAGUUCGCGCGCAUGUGCGCCGCCAUCGGCGUCGACCCCCUGGCCUCGUCCUCCUCGUCAUCGGGCGGCGGCGUGGGGGGCAGCAUGUGGGCCCAGCUGCUCGGCCGCAGCGUCAACGACUUCUACUUCGAGCUCGCCGUGCGCGUCGUCGAGGUCUGCGGCGCCACCCGCACCGAGAACGGCGGCCUCAUCGGCGUCCGCGAGGUCCGCGAGAAGGUCAUGCGCGGCCGCAUGGAGGGCGCCCCCGAGAUCACCGACGACGACGUCCUCCGCGCCGUUGGCACGCUGAAACCGCUGGGCUCGAGCCACGCCAUCGUUCGCGUGGGCAACAAGCCGUACAUCCGGUCGGUGCCGAGGGAGCUCAGCACGGACCAGAGCGCGGCGCUCGAGGCGGCGCAGGUGCUCGGCUACGUGACGGCGUCGAUGCUCAUGGCGAGCCUCGGGUGGGCCCGCGCCCGCGCCCGCACCGCCGUCGACGACCUCCUCGCCAGCGGCAUGCUCUGGGUCGACAAGCAGGCCCCGGACGAGUGGGAGUACUGGAGCCCCGGUUUCAUCAUGACUGACCUCGACGCCGCCCCUGCCGCUGCUGCCGCUGCCGCUACCGGGUGAGGACCACCAUUCGGCGUCGCGAUAAGAAAGGCAGAUGAUCGUGGAAUCGGCCGCCGGCGGAGCAGAGCCGGAUUGACUGCCUGAGACGGGCCGGGUUGGCUGACUUGCGACUCUUGUAUGCCCGUUUAAUACGGAUCACCCCAGCAAGGGACGCACAGCACAAUUCCAGUCCCCUACCUCGCACGCCACCCCCGAGGAACGAGACCUGGAGACAUAUUAUGUAAUUGGAAGGUGUC
This is a messenger RNA of Durotheca rogersii, 1325 nucleotides long. Its product is annotated as ESCRT-2 complex. The coding region runs from base 283 to 1089 and encodes 268 amino acids. Gene Ontology annotation, biological process: protein transport to vacuole involved in ubiquitin-dependent protein catabolic process via the multivesicular body sorting pathway. Gene Ontology annotation, cellular component: ESCRT II complex. The transcript is spliced from 3 exons. Lineage: Eukaryota; Fungi; Ascomycota; Sordariomycetes; Xylariales; Xylariaceae. The record is from RefSeq and is a predicted model, not a curated record.